Saccharomyces mikatae IFO 1815 is the source of this 864-nucleotide messenger RNA. RefSeq names its product Rxt3p (gene RXT3). The coding region runs from base 1 to 864 and encodes 287 amino acids. The transcript has a single exon. NCBI's taxonomy places the organism in Eukaryota, Fungi, Ascomycota, Saccharomycetes, Saccharomycetales, Saccharomycetaceae. The record is from RefSeq and is a predicted model, not a curated record.
AUGUCAGUAAGCGAACAAGACCCUAAUAGGGCGUACAGAGAGACUCAAUCUCAAAUAUACAAGUUGCAGGAAACAUUACUGAAUUCCGCGCGGACAAAGAACAAGCAAGAGGAAGACAAGCAAGGGCAGUACGUGUCUUCUCAAAGCGGCGGAGGUUCGGUCUCCCACAUACUUGAUGUAAAUUCACAGUCGGUUCUAGCUUUCACUGAGAAACACUAUCCAAACAAGUUAACAAAUUUCGGUAUACUCUAUUACAACCGUUUCAAACAAGGACGCUUUGAUGAAGACUCCGUAAGUUACUCUCACAGGCGCAAUUUUCCAUACAAUCUUUAUGACAAUAGUCUUCCACCUCCAUUCCUUCCAAAUAUCGGUGUUCAGAAUAUCAACAAUAUAAUUACACUGAAAAUAACAUAUGAAGAUAUACAGGCAAGUUUUGACAAUAUAGAAUCUCCUAGAACGAAAAAUAAUGAGAUUUGGGGGUGUGAUAUCUAUUCAGAUGAUUCAGACCCAAUACUAGCACUAAGGCACUGUGGAUUCAAACCCGUAGUACCUCAUGGUGACCCAUUUUGCAAAUUGAGGAGAACACCUGUAAAUAUGGCAAACCAAGAUAAUGUUACUGGAAAUCUUCCGUUGCUAAAAGGCACACCUUUCGAUUUAGAGGUGGAACUGUUAUUACUGCCCACGCUACAGAAUUAUCCUAGCGUGAAAAGAUUUGAUAUAACAUCGCGAGGGUGGGGUUCAGAAGACACUGUUUUGCAUGAUGGGCUGAGUUACGGUAUCUACAGUAUCGUGAUCAAGCAGAGGCUGGGUAGCGAUGAGUCUCAUGAAUCAAACGGGUAUAUUAAAAACUUAAAAUGGACUUAA